UGUUCGACAAUAACUCGUCUCUUAUCUUAAUACUACGGAGCCAAUAAAUAAGUUCAAUAAACCUGGCAGAUAGAUAAUAUAGAUUAUAUAGGCCAAGCGCGGUACACUGGAUUUUCAAUUAUUUGUAGAAUACGUUCUUAGUGUGUAGUGUGAAACAAAAUGCGUUUGGUAAUUUUGGACGAUUCCAAAGGUGUUGCCGAAUGGGCUGCCAAGUACGUGAUAAAGCGAAUAAAUGAAUUCAACGCGGGACCGAAUAAAUAUUUUGUAUUGGGACUGCCAACAGGGAGUACUCCGUUGGGAAUGUACCAAAAACUAAUAGAAUUUUACAAGGCAGGAAAAGUUAGUUUCAAAUACGUUAAAACUUUUAACAUGGACGAAUACGUGGGGUUGCCAAGAUCCCAUCCAGAAAGUUACCAUUACUUCAUGUGGAAUAACCUUUUUAAACACAUUGACAUCGAACCAGAUAACGUUCACAUUUUAGAUGGAAACGCGGAUGACUUAUCCACUGAAUGCCUUGAUUACGAAAAAAAGAUUAAGGAAGCUGGAGGGAUUGAGCUUUUUAUAGGAGGUAUUGGUCCGGAUGGUCAUAUUGCUUUCAAUGAACCUGGUUCUUCCUUGGUAUCUCGUACAAGGGUUAAAACUUUAGCCCAAGACACGUUAGAGGCAAAUGCAAGGUUUUUUGGAAAUGAUAUUAGUAAAGUUCCUAAACAAGCUUUAACCGUUGGUGUUGGAACAGUAAUGGACGCUAAAGAGGUUAUGAUUUUAAUAACUGGUACUCACAAAGCUUUUGCUUUAUAUAAAGCAAUUGAAGAAGGUGUAAAUCAUAUGUGGACUGUGUCAGCUUUUCAACAACAUCCACAUACUCUAAUGAUUUGCGAUGAAGAUGCUACAUUGGAGUUAAAAGUGAAGACUGUCAAAUAUUUUAAGGCUCUAAGCAACGUUCACCAUAAGCUUAUCGAAGAAACUAAUCCCAUUGAACAAACUAGAUAUAUUCAUUGAAUUGGCUUUAGCAGAUCUUCACAACAAAUUGGUUGAUGGAUAAUGGGUUUUUUUAUUUUUCAUUCCUACAUUUCUAAGUAAUAUUUUUAUGUAUC
Brassicogethes aeneus is the source of this 1094-nucleotide messenger RNA. The record is from the annotation of a GenBank genome assembly. Lineage: Eukaryota; Metazoa; Arthropoda; Insecta; Coleoptera; Nitidulidae.